AUGGAGUGCUCUGCCUCUCGCCAGUCUUCCUCCUCCCGAUUCCCUUUCUUCUUCUCCAGUCUGUGGUCGUCGCCGUCACCGUCACCGUCACCGUCGACACCACCGGCCCGGACACAGCAGACCGCGUCUACCCAGACGACGACUAAGAGCCCGUUGCUGCCCGCCGUCAAUGCCCGUCGUGCGCCUGAGCGCGAGGCUGAGGACCGCGAGAUGGUCGGCCAGCGGGCUACCGGGGAGAUGUCCGCCCUCGUCGGCCUAGAGAACGUCAAGCGCCAGCUCCAGGGCGUGCAGAGCUGGGUCCAGAUCUGCCGCCGCCAUGGUCGGGAUCCCCGCAACGAGGGGUAUAGCAUCGCCCUGCAGGGCAAUCCUGGCACGGGGAAGACGACCAUCGCGGGGAUUUACGCCCGCAUGCUGUUCUCCAUCGACAUAUCCGACACCGAGACUAUCCGCCAGACGUCUGGCAACGAGCUGAUCGCGCUGGGCGUGAGAGGCACGCAGCAGCUGCUGCAGAGCGUUGUCGACGUCGCCCCGGCCGCCCGCACGGCCGGCGCCCUCAUCAUCGACCACCCCCGCGGUUUGUCGAAGCGUCUGAAGACGCACCGACAGAUCGUCGACGCAAUCGCCGACGCCAUGGAGCGACCCACCGGGCGCAUUGUGGUCAUUUUUACCGGCGAUUCCGACGACCUGGACACCUUCUUCAAGGAGCACGCCCGCAUCCACCGCCGCAUCUGCAGCACCAUCACCUUCGACGACUUCGACCGCCCGGACCUACAAGCCUUGCUCAGUCGCCGCAUCAGCGAGGAGUAUCACGACCGCAUGCAGCUCGAGGGUGGCGUCGACGGGCCUUAUUUGCAAGCCGCCGCCCGCCGGCUGGCCCGCGGACGCGGCCGCAAGGGCUUCACCAACGUCUACGCUGUUCGGGAGCUCGUCAAGACCAUCGCCCAUCGGCAGGUCCAGUGCCUGAUGGAGCAGCGUGACAACGGGGUGGACGAGGUCGACUACUUCUUCUUCUCCCGUGAGGAUCUCCUGGGCCCCAGCCCGGGUGACGUCAAGGAGCGCAGCGAGUCGUGGGCCCAGCUGCACGCCCUCGUCGGCCAAGACGCUGUCAAGACGUCCAUUCGCGAGGUCGUUGACACCGCCGACGAGAAUUACUGGCGCGAGACACGCAACCAGCGCCGUCUUCCGAUGCGACUGCACCGCAUCUUCGCGGGGCCUGUCGGCACGGGCAAGAAGACCGCCGCGACGCUGUAUGCGCACAUCUUGUAUGAGAUGGGGCUUCUAAGCAGCGAUGAAGUCAACAUCCAUCACCUGUCAUCGCUCCCCCGACCGGCCCCCCACGCCGGGCUCGCCCCCGAAGGACAGGCGCUGAUCCUCGACAUCUCCGGAGACGGCACCCCCGACAGUGCGGUCAUCGACAUCCUCGCCGCCGAAAUGUCCUCAAGCUACGAAAAUCGCUGCAUCAUCCUGCUGGGCGACUCGGCCGCCAUUGCCGCCUUGCCGGACUCCAUCAAGCAGGCGACCCGUUUCGAGCAGCACCUCAUCCCUUUCCAGAGCUUCACCCAGGAAGAGCUCGAGCAGCUGCUCCAGAACAAGCUGCAAGACCAGGGCGUCGACACUACGCCGGAUGCCUUCCAGGCCGCCAUCGACAUCCUCAUCAGCGCCCGCAUGCGAAGGGACUUCGACAAUGCCCGUGCCGUCGACCGCCUACUGCUCGUUGCCCACCACCACUACGAGGCGCGCCGCGCCCAGGCGCCCCCCGCCGGCGCCACGCUUGACCGCGUGCUCGAGGCGGAGGACUUCGACGCCGGUUCCAUCGGCGGCGGGGCGGCCCUGUCCUUCCGCGAGGAGCUGCGCCACACCAUCGUCCCGGACGAGAUCACCUCCGUGCUGAAGCGGUACCAUCGCGAGAUGAAGACCGCCUGGCUGCAGGGGCAAGACCCGGGGAAACGGGUCCCGUGCACGUUGGUCUUCAAGGGAGGAAGUGGCAGCGGCAAGAAGACCGUCGCGAGUCAGCUCGGCACUCUCUACUACAAGAUGGGCGUCUUAGACAGCGACGAGCUAAUCGACUGCUCCGUCGCCGACCUCAUCUCGUCGCAAGCCGGCCACUCCUCACUGCGAACGCGGUCCCAGCUAGAAGCCAGCCGCGGCAAGGUGCUCUUCGUCGACGACGCCCACCGCUUGACCGAGAACGAUUCCGCCCUCCAGGCCAUGGAUGAGUUGAUCUAUCUUCUUCCCCGCUACGCAGGCCACACGGUGGUUAUCCUGGCGGGUCCGCCAUCUGAGAUGGACCACCUGCUCGCCAACCGGCCGCGCCUGUCUGGGCUCUUCCAGGAGGAGAUCAUCUUCCGCUGCCCGACGCCGCGCGAGUGUCUGCGUCUGCUCGACCGCUACCUGGAUGAACACAUCCCCACGCCGCGGCCGUAUCUCAUCGACACGCAGGUCCAGAGCCACCGCGAGUUUACGCGUGCCGUCCAGGUCCUUUCCAUGUUCCCCUGCUGGAGCAACGCACGGGACAUCAAACUCCUGGCUAGGUGGAUGGUCUCGGCCGCCGUACGUGACAUUCCGCUCGACGGCACCCCGUUGCCGCCCGUGCAGCUGUCCGAGGACCAGGCCAUGACCUGCAUGAUCAAGCUGUUCAACCUCAAGCGUGACCGGCUGCGAUACAACCAGGACCCCAAGGCCCGGAUGUUGCCUCGGAUCUUGUCCCAGCCGCGCUGCACCGAGCGCACCGGCGUUCGAUUCCCGGUCUGA
Messenger RNA from Aspergillus candidus, 2751 nucleotides. It is a transcript of the gene GbpA, whose product is annotated as protein GbpA. The record is from RefSeq and is a predicted model, not a curated record. Gene Ontology annotation, molecular function: ATP binding; ATP hydrolysis activity. The coding region runs from base 1 to 2751 and encodes 916 amino acids. Lineage: Eukaryota; Fungi; Ascomycota; Eurotiomycetes; Eurotiales; Aspergillaceae. The transcript has 3 exons.